CGACAAAGGGGAAAGCGAACAGAAACACAAGUAUUGUUAAACGGAGGGAUUUUGGUCUUUUCAGCGCUCGGACAGCUACAUGCAUGUAGAGAGAGAAAUGAGAGGGGUGGUUUUAGAGAGAGAAAAUAUGUGUGCAGAGAGAGAGAGAGAUGAGGAAGAACAGCUGAUGACUUGCUGCUGACUGACGUGAAGAUCUAGGAGGAGGACUGAACUCUGUUUUUUGCAAUUUUUCGCCUCUGCUAUGGAAGGUAUAUCUCCAGAUAGAGAUUCGGUGGAAUCUGCAACUAAAAAGUCCAGUAUUUCAUCUGGUGGUAGGGCUCAGGAUAGGAAGGAGUUCUUCCGCAGGUUUGUGGACGGUGAAAUCCUGAAAGCAAAUCUUACAGAUUGGUUUGAGGAUAUAUCUGAAUGUAAUGCAUCGCCAGCUUUUGAUGUUCCUUUUGAGUUGAUAGACCUUCAGAAGUUUGAUUAUGCACUUGAAGGGGUUCAAUUUCAGCAGCUGAUACGGAUGCCUAAUGCUAUUCAUGCAUCAACAUCCAGCGAUGUCGAAGCAACUGCUUAUCUUGCUCUUGAGGAUUUCUUGCAUACCAGUGCACAUAGCCUGUGGGAAGCUUUCUGGGGGCAUGAGAAUGAUGUAAUGCCUUUCUAUGUCUCUUCUUUGUAUGAUGGGAACGUGAAAUUUUACGAAGCCGAAAAGGCUAUUGCUAAAGGUAAAAUUAGAGGGCUUUGUGCAUCAGCUAUAAUGCUAAAGAACCAAAGACAUCCACAGGGGAAGUGGGAUGACAUUGUUGAAUUGGCAUUGCUGAGGCCUGAUGUUGGGAGUCUAACAUCAGUGGAGGAUGAUCCAAUACCCCCCUUCUCUAUUAUUGGUGAAGCUUUGUUCUUUGCUCUUCGGGUAUUGCUCGCAAGGAGUAUCAGCAGAUCACAUAUUCCUCUGAGUUUGAAUUCUGUUUAUGUACUUCUAUUCGAUUCUCAAUAUGGCAGUGUUGUUAAAGUUGAAGGUGAUCUGAAUAAGUUGGAAUUUGAUCUAAACAAUGUAUAUGAAUCUGCCGCUGCUUGGUUCAAGAAUCAUUCACAAAUUGUAAUUUCCCCAGUUGAUAGGAUUUGGAACAAGCUAGGAAAUGCUAACUGGGGGGACAUUGGUGCUUUACAAGUACUUUAUGCUACAUUUCAUUCCAUCACACAAUAUGCUGGAAUGCCUAAGAAUUCAAUUGAGGAUUUAGCCGCUGACCACAGUUCCCGUCUUCAAACAAGAAGAAUUGAGAGGCAAUUGGGGGACAUGAGGGUAAAUGGGAAUGGUCUGUUUAGGUUCCAGCAUCAUACAGCUUCACCUGAAAUUGUAGAAGUACAGGAUGAAUCCACUAAAGUAGAUUCUGGGAAGUUAGUGAAGCUAGAAGUAGGGCAUGUUCUACUCUUAGAAGAUUCUAGUUGGCAAAAAGGUUAUCAGAUAGAUGAGGUUCUGAAUGAUGGAGAGAUUCAGUUUUAUCUUGCAUCUUCUGUUGAUGAUCCUGGACAGGCUUCGUUUCUGUAUGUUGGUUCAUAUCCUUCACAAUUGGAGCCAGCAUGGGAAGAUAUGAAAUUAUGGUAUCAAGUUCAGAGGCAAACUAAAGUACUGAGUGUUAUGAAACAAAAAGGUUUGUCCAGUAAGUAUCUUCCUCAACUGGAUGCAUCUGGCCGGGUAGUUCAUCCUGGUCAGUGUCGGAGACCAAGCUCAGGUGGUAACUGCGACCACCCAUGGUGUGGGACUCCUGUCCUAGUCACUACUCCAGUAGGAAGGACUGUUGCUGACCUGGUAAGAGCAGGCCAAUUUGGUGCAGAGGAGGCUAUCAGGUGUUGCCAUGAUUGUUUAUCAGCUCUGUCUGCCAGUGCUUCCGCUGGAAUCCGGCAUGGUGAUAUCAGGCCAGAAAAUGUUAUCUGUGUGAGAACUGGUAUGAGGCAGCCAUAUUAUGUCCUUAUUGGCUGGGGUCAUGCUAUUUUAGAAGAUCGGGAUCGCCCAGCACUCAAUCUUCACUUCUCUUCCACUUCUGCACUUCAGGAGGGAAAACUUUGUUCUGCUUCCGAUGCAGAGAGCCUGGUAUACAUGCUCUAUUAUUCUUCUGGCGGGGAUUUGCCUGUCCUGGACUCAGUUGAGGGAGCACUGCAAUGGAGGGAAACCUCGUGGUCAAGGAGGUUCAUCCAGCAGAAGCUUGGUGACAUCUCUGCUGUCCUGAAAGCAUUUGCAGAUUAUGUUGACAGCCUAUGUAGCACACCAUAUCCCAUUGACUAUGGGGUUUGGCUAAGAAGGUUGAGAAGACAUAUUCGUGAAGAAGAUAGUGGAAAGGAAGUCGACACGUCCGGUUAAAACUAUACACAGUUAUUACACUGGCAGGGUUUUAUCUCAUUUCACCUGUUCCAUUUCUAGUUACCAUCCCUGGAGCAGCCUUCUGAGAGUUCGGGGGUUAAACACCGAAGAAGAGAUGCCGUUUCUUAAAAGAUUUGGGGGCUGUUUCUGGUAAAAUAUAUAAAGAAGAUCAAAAGAUUUGGGGGCCGUUUCUGGAUAUGAUGUAUAAAGAAGAUGGAGGUGGAUCUUCCGAUGGAUGUGGGACAACCCUCAGCUUGUCCCUGACUUGAGCAUGAGAGCUCUGAUAUCUUCACCUGUGCCUGGAUAUUUUGUGAUUGGGCUGUUCCUGGUAUCAUGUUCCCGUGGCCAAGGCAAGGGCAAUGGGGAAUUAACUGCUGAGACAACUGGAAACGUGGACCUUGAGGGGAGCCCAGAGGACAUCUGACUCUUGGUUGUGGUCUUUGUACAAGGUAAAAUAGGAUGUCUUUUUUUUCUUCUUCAUUUGAGAAGGGUUGCCAAAGAGGUAUUGUAUUUAGAGUUGGUUAUUUUUUCAUGUAAAGAUAGACUAGAUCAAAUGUCUGAUAGGUGCAGUCCCAGUAGAGAAAAUGUCUGAUUGGUUGAACGUAGUUUUUGCUUGUUGACUAUGGUAAAUUACAACGAACACUCAAAUUUGAUAUAAUUAUAAAUAUCUCUCAUUUUAAAAAUUAUUAAUACCAAUUCUUAAUGAAA
Sesamum indicum (sesame) is the source of this 3046-nucleotide messenger RNA. RefSeq lists its product as uncharacterized. The record is from RefSeq and is a predicted model, not a curated record. Lineage: Eukaryota; Viridiplantae; Streptophyta; Magnoliopsida; Lamiales; Pedaliaceae.